Cylas formicarius (sweet potato weevil) is the source of this 4966-nucleotide messenger RNA. Its product is annotated as mediator of RNA polymerase II transcription subunit 22-like. The transcript has 3 exons. Gene Ontology annotation, cellular component: mediator complex. Gene Ontology annotation, biological process: regulation of transcription by RNA polymerase II. The record is from RefSeq and is a predicted model, not a curated record. Bases 4485 to 4907 code for a protein of 140 amino acids. NCBI's taxonomy places the organism in Eukaryota, Metazoa, Arthropoda, Insecta, Coleoptera, Brentidae. Gene Ontology annotation, molecular function: transcription coregulator activity.
UAAUAAUACUGAAUUAGGAGUGUUUAUUAACAUUAGAUAAUAAUAAAUUAGUGAUUGAACUGAGGUAGGUUUUACUUGAUGAAAAUCCAUUUAUCAAAAUAAAUAAGAACUGAAAGUUCAGAUUUUCACGAAAUUAUAUAUUUUCACAUGAAACUUGUAUCGACAACCGUUUUUAUCAAAUGUCACAUUUGAUAAAGACACGGUGUUGUAGAAACAAUUGUCAUGUGAAAAUUUAUAAUUGACAACUAAAUGCUGCCCUAAAUUUUCUAUGGUUAAUUUUUGUCUUUUAUCGCUUAAUAUGCUUUUGUACUUGGAGAACGUCCUUUCGACGUCGACCGAAGUAAUUGGUGUGAAUUUAAAUGAUGCAAGAUGUUCUGAUUUGAAAUAAUGUAAAUUAUUAUCAACCGUAGCAUCUAACGAUAAAAUUUUUGAAAUUUGAAGUAACUUUUGAAACCCUUCAUUUUUUGUUGUUACGCUAUUAAAUUUAUCAAGAAUUUGAUUAUUCUGCUUGGACCUUUUUUCAACAAAUGUUCGCACUCUUCUACUAUUGAACUUGAUUCUAACAAAAAAAUUUGUUCGGUCUCUAAUUUUUUAUUAAAGCCACUUAAAAAAAUAAAAUUAGCUUUGAUAUAUGUCUACUGAUACAUAAAUUCACAUUUUUUAUAUACAUUUUUAGUUUUUUUAAUUGAAUCAGCUGAAUCUGAAUGAAAAGUCUAUUACAGCGUUUUUUAUUUGAUUAAAGUGAGUAAUCGAGUAAUCGAGUAAUUACGGGUUCAUGAGGUAAAGGAACAUUUGGCAUUGUCUCUCUAUAAACUUGAACUCGAAGAGGCGCUUUAACAAAUAUUUUUUUUUACGUUCGGACGCUCGGACAGCAAACAAAAUAUUUAAAAUGCUUAAAAAAAAUCAAAAGUACAUAUGAAGAGGUGGGAUGUAUUUAUUUCAUUCAAUCACAAGCACCAUCAGUGAUCAUUUUCAGAAGACGUUAAAAUCACAGAUAAAAGCGUUAAACAAGAAAAGGGACCAGGGCUUAAUCCAUAGGUAAGGGGAUUUGAAGGCUAUAAAUAGAAAGCCUACAAUAUUGGCGAUACAUUUCAUUUUUAAUCUUAUCCGUUUGGAGAAUCCCAAUAAUAAACUAAUGAAUGGGUCAAAAAUAUAUGAUCUUAUACUCGAGAAAUGGAAAAUAUUCACUUUAUGUACAACAAUUAAAAAUAUGUACCAAAGCUUUAUUUUUAUUUUAAAACGAGUAUAUCCAAAAUAUUAGGUUGAUAUUCCUAAUAAUAAAAAAGAUGGUUUUUUACAUAAAAUCCUAACUCUAUUUAUCACAGUGAAUUUACUUUGUUUUGAAAAAAUAAACAAUACUAUCAACAAUACUGUCUGAACCGCCAUUGAAUCUCUCUAUUGACAGUCAGAUUUUUCCGGAAUCUUGGAGACACCCUUUUAAUACACCAAUUUUUAAAUCUGCUUAUAAUAAGUACAGUAAUUUGCUAGUUACCCCCUAAUACUAAUAUAGUAGCUCUACUACGGUAAAAAUUGCUGCGUAGCAGACGGCAUUGAUGUUCUCAUAGGGAAGGUAAUGGUUUUCCGCUCAUGCCUCUACCUUUCACCCACUAACCUGCACUUUGCGCCCUUUUCUUUGUAAACAACGACAUCCACAUACUUAACUCGUUUUCACACAACAUUUAAAGAAACUUAGGCAUAUUAAGAAAAUGCUGGCUUAAAGGCCAAGAUCAUUGGUUAAAAACGUGAUUUUAAAUCUCGCACAUAUGUAUGUUCGACAUUCUCAAAAAUGUUUUCAUAGUUGCCUCAUAAGUUCCUGUAUUAUCGGCAUAGGCAGGGCCUCUAUGUCCUAGUGGCUAUAGGGUUACAUCCUUUAUUAUGGCCGGUAAUGACAAAUAGACAGCAUGGUUUCCUAUCGGGAUGCUCCACUGUAACCUAAUCUUCUAACUUCCCAAGAGACUCUGUUGGGUGUCUAAAGAAGUAAUUUUCAUGUGGAUAGGAAAUGUACAUGGAUUUUUGAUAGAGUUCUUUGUAAGUUAUUGAUAUCUAAAUCUUGGGUUUGGUGGAAAGAUUGGAUUUCUAGUUCUUUUUCGCAGCAAAAGCAAAAAGGGGAGAAUCAACGGUCUGAUUUCACAAGACAUUGAUGUUUACUCAGGUAUACUUCAGGGUUCACAUUUUGAUCCUAUUGUCUUCAAUUUAUUUAUUUGUUACAUUGACAAAUUUAUUAGGUUUGCUACAUUAAACCAUCAGUCAUCACUGUAGCUGAUAUAGAUUGUUUAAAUCUCCAGUCUGAUAUAAAUUUAAUUUAUCGCUGGUCGACAUUAAACUCUUUGAAUAUAAAUAAAUAGAAAUACAAGUUUCGCCAGGAGAUAUUCUACAAUUAUGUUUGAUUGCCCUUUAAAAAUGUGAAUGAAACUAGAGAUAUAGGGGUCUUGCAACUUUCUGAAUUAAUUUAAAUGAUGUUACAACUAUGGCACAUAGGGGAUUUAGCGUUGGUUUAUCAGAUUUUCAAUUGCGCUUUUCUUCGCUUAGUACUGAAAUAUGCUGGCCAGGUUUGGUCCCUUCUUUUUAAAACUAAAAUGUAUUUUAUAAUUUAUUUCCCUUGUAAAAUGGUCCCGUUAAUAAUAAAUUUGCACAGCAAUAUUUUUUCAAAAUAUCCCUAGAUUCCGUUAAAUGUUCAGAGAAAAGUGAAAGUUUGUGUUUGAAAUUUAAGGGCAAUUUUUUUUUAUAAAUUUAAUUAACGGAAAAAUUGUUUUAGAGAACAAAUACCUAUACCUACUAGAACCAUGCUUCUCCUAUUUAAAUACGUUAGGGGGGAUCACAUAUCAACCGAAAAAAAAACACACUGUCACAUAUUUCAGUUAUCAUACGUACAUUUAAGAGUGUUACAAUAUUGCGCAAUAUUGCGCAAUUCGCCAUUUAGUAAAGAAGAAUUACCGCUAGUUUUUAACAAAAUUUUGACAAAACCGUUUCUAUUUUCCGACCGCCUAAGGCUUUAUUUAUAUUUAUUGUGUUGAGUUUAUGACUAUAAGGUAGUCGACGAUUCGGUAGAAUUACUAAUAGAGUCGGCACUUGGUAAUGGGUGAGAGAAAAGCCCUUUUCGAUGUUUUUACUAAAUAAUUAAAAAAUUACUAACAAUUAUUCUAUUUUCCAAAACAGCUUUUUCUGUUGUCUGGAUAUGCACUUCACAAUGAUUUAAAUAGUAUCGUAAAAUUAUUAUUCAUAAAGUAGCAAUAAAAAAUUAUAGGUACCAAUAAUGGCUUUGUAUAUUUUCAAUGACAAAAAGUUAAAUAGUUUAACAUAUCCUUUAAUUAUUUUGUCUUUAAUUAUAAUUAAAAUAAUUACAAACCUAAUUUACCUACUUCGUUUUCAAAGCGAAAUAGUACAUUUCUAAGAAGUUUAUAUGAUCGCUUUCUUAUUUGUGUUGCAACUAUAUUAAUAUGUAUAUGGCGACACAACUUUUUUCCUUUCAAGUUGAUGACAGUCGCUGAUAUCAACUUUCAUCGCUCACAUUUCUUCUUUUCUCUGGCGAUUGAAAAAUAUUUAGUCUCAGAAUUAUCUUAAAAUUAUGUAUAGUAUGUCCUUCUAAGAUAUCUAGUAAAUGUUUUCGCAAAUACCUUAAAUAAUUAUUUCUAUUCAAAUGGAAAUUUAAAUUUCAAAUAUAAUGUCAGUUUUCUAACACUUACAGUAUGCCUUCUUUAAGCUCUAUGAAAAGUAUCCAAGAAAUGUACACAUAUCUCAAAAAUUAUUAUUAGCCAUCGGUUCACUAUUUGUAAAAAUGUCAAAAAACAGCCGUUAUCUCGAAAACAGUGAGAUUUUCAAUUAACUUAGAAAUCAACUUUCUAUAGAUGUGUCAAUCCCCCUGUGCAUAAAUCAUAAUCAAAAAUUGAAAAAUUUAAUAUUACGGUCCAAAAAAAAAAAGAAUAUCCGGAUUCAAAUUAAAAUUCUACAAGAUACAUGGUUAAAAAAUUAUUCAAAAUAUUAUCAACAAAAUUACGAUUUAUGGUCGAAUGAUCUCGACGCAUUGACUAAUUAGAAGGAAACCAACAACAAGAAACGGAUUUUAUUAUUUUCUUUAGUUGGCCGCAUAUUGUUGGGAAACUUGCCCGUUUUAGUUUGUGAUUAUUUUCUCACUUAUUCGCUCGUGUUUUCGCUCAUUGUCAUAUAUUAUUUUUUGUCUGAGCUAAUUGGAAAGUCACACAUACACGGAGAUAAUACGAACAGCAGUGACCGAAAUCUAUUAAUUUGUUUAUGUCCAUAUGCCCACAUUGCGUAAUAUUGUUUUGUCUUUUUAGAGAAUAAAUGCCAUCCUACUUAUUUAAAAAAUACAAUUUUUAUUGAAAUUAUAAUUAAUAUGUACAUUUACAAACUGCUUCACAUAACGAUCUGGCAAAUUGCUAGGGGCAAAAGAAACAAAGAAGAAAAAGAAUUGUCACUCUUCGAAACUAACCCUAUUUUUCAAGGAGACAAACAAAGGUUAAUAAUUUAUGAUGACUUCUCGGGCCUUACCACAAAGUAAGGAAGCGUUGUUAAAAUCUUACAGGACGAGGCUUAAGGACGAUGUGAAAAGCAUGUUAGAAAAUUUUGAAGAGAUUGUUAAAUUAGCUAAAGUGGAUCAUGAUACUCAGUUAUCAAGGCUAACUCAAUGUGAACAAGACACAUACGAAAUGCACGUUAGAUCUGCUAAUAUUGUUCGUGCAGGAGAAUCGCUAAUGAAAUUAGUUUCCGAUAUUAAGCAGUACUUGAUAUUAAAUGAUUUUCCUUCAGUAAAUGAAGCAAUAACGCAAAAUUCCAAGUUGUUCAGAACCAAACAAGCUGAAUGUGAUCAGAAGCUUAUGUCAUUACGGGAUGAUAUGUCUGCAGAUUUGUAUGAUUUGGAGGAAGAAUAUUAUAGUAGUAUUAACAAGUAGUAGUUUGUAGUUUUGUAUUAUUUUAAAUAUAAGUGAAUAAAUAAAAUUUUAUUGAGAAA